CCUCCUUUUCACUCAACCAAUGUCCCCACGUGCCACAUCCCUCCCAUCACCGUUGCUGCUCUAGCCAUCUCGCGCGCGCGCCAGGCACGGCACACACACCAUGGCCAACACUCCGCGCAGCACCAUCGGCACCGUCAAGUCGUGGAACACGGGCCACAGCGGCUGGACGGACACCGACUCCUACUCCCUCAGCAACCGGCCCAUCGAGGAGGUCGAGGAGGCGCGUCUGCGCAGCGGCGGCUCGACCGUCAACGCCUCCACCGACGAGUUUCCCUGGAUCUCCCACGACCACAUCGAGCCCAUCCGCCACCAACACACCUCCCUCCACCCGCCGCAAUGGUUCCGCGAGGGCCAGGCCACCAACAACACCUUCAACAACAACAAUAGUGCCAUCCGCCGCGGCAACUCCGUCCGCUCGACCAAGAGCCUGCCGCGCGAGAGCAUCGUCGACCUGCAUCUCAUCGUGUCGGACCUGGACUACUACGCUGGCGCGGUGCACGACUUCCAGGCCGAAGAGGAGGAGGACGAAGAGUGGGAGUGGGAUGACGAGGAGCAGCAGGGCGAGUGGCCGCUGCCGCAGCAGAGCGACGGCGCCACCUUCGGCCAGAUCCAGAUCAUCCGCGGCGGCACGGUGAAGCGCGGCGCGUCAACACGCUCCAAGAAGGGCGAAAAGGACAUCAACCUCGUGACGUGGGACGGGCCCGGCGACCCGGACAAUCCCAAGAACUGGCCGCGGCGGAAGAAGUGGCUGGCCACCAUCACCGUCUCCCUCUUCACCUUCAUCUCCCCCGUCUCCUCGUCCAUGAUCGCGCCCGCGCUCGGUCACAUUCGCGACGAGUUCCACACCUCCAUGUCCACCACCAAUCUCGCCCUCUCCGCCUUCAUCCUCGGCUUCGCCGUCGGCCCUCUCUUCCUCGGGCCCCUCUCCGAAAUUUUCGGCCGCCGCAUCAUCCUGCAGCUCUCCAACCUCUUCUACUUUGUCUUCAACCUCGCCUGCGGCUUCUCCCAGAACAUCGGCCAGAUUGUCGCCUUCCGCUUCCUCUCCGGGCUGGGUGGCAGUGCGCCGCUCGGCAUCGGCGGUGGUGUACUUGGCGACAUUUGGCUCCCGCAAGAGCGCGGCAAGGCCAUGGCACUCUACUCUCUCAUGCCCCUCCUCGGGCCCGCCAUUGGGCCCAUCGCCGGUGGCUUCAUCGCACAAAACACCACCUGGCGCUGGGUCUUCUACUCCACCUCCAUCGCCGCCAUGCUCGUGCAAGGGCUGGGCCUCUUCUUCCUGCAAGAAACGUACGCCGCGGCGCUGCUGACGAGCAAGAAGAAGGAGCUCAUCAAGAUCACGGGGAACCGCGAGCUGCACACCGAAUUCGACACUCCCAACCGCAAGUUCCGCACGCACAUCGGCAUCGCGCUGCAGCGCCCCUUCCGCCUGCUCGCGACGCAGCCCAUCGUGCAGAUCCUCGCGCUCUACAUCGGCUUCGUCUACGGCGUCCUCUACCUCGUCCUCGCCACCUUCCCCGUCCUCUGGACCAGCCCGCGCUACUACAACGAGAGCAUCGAAAUCGGCGGCCUGAACUACAUCUCGCUGGGGCUGGGCUUCUUCGUCGGCACGCAGAUCGCCGCCCGCACCGCGGACAGGAUCUACAAGCACCUCAAAGCGCGCAACGGCGACGUCGGCCGCUCCGAGUUCCGCGUGCCCCUCAUGUUCCCAGGGGCCAUCAUGGUGCCCAUCGGCCUCGCCCUCUACGGCUGGACGGCGGAGUACCGCGUGUUCUGGCUGGUGCCCAACAUCGGCACCGCGAUUUUCGCGGCCGGCAACCAGCUCGUCUUCCAGAACUGCCAGACGUACAUUGUCGACGCGUACACGCGCUACGCCGCGUCCGCCAUCGCGGCCACCACGCUCUUCCGCUCGCUGGGUGGGUUUGCGUUUCCGCUGUUCGCUAAUGCCAUGUACGAUGCCCUCGGCUGGGGCUGGGGCAAUACGGUGUUGGCCUGCGCGGCGGUCGCUAUUGGCUUGCCCGCGCCGUUCAUCCUGUGGUGGUAUGGCGAAUCCCUGCGGAAGAGGAGCCAGUACGCUGCUGGCUGAGGUGGUGGAGAAUGUGUACAGUACGCGGUAAUCCGGAUAAAUCUGAUGAUGGGCCAGGGGGGGAGUUUUGCUGUUUUGAAUGCCGGGGGCCGGGGGAGUGCAUGCCUCGCGAGGCUGUGUGCGGAAUGGAGUUUUGCUUUAACAUCUCUGGAAUGUGUACAGGCGGAUGAGGAAACACGGGAACGACGGGGCUUUUCUGCUUUCAUCAAUCUCGUAUGGAUCUUGGGGAAAGAUGCAUAGCGGUCUCUUCUGGCCGAGGACGACCUACUCUCUUUUGUAAUUUGUGUGCGGACAAUAUAAUCCGAGAAUAUCAUCACAAUCACGGAACGUUCAGAGAGUGAA
Neohortaea acidophila is the source of this 2422-nucleotide messenger RNA. RefSeq names its product major facilitator superfamily domain-containing protein. Gene Ontology annotation, biological process: transmembrane transport. Gene Ontology annotation, molecular function: transmembrane transporter activity. The record is from RefSeq and is a predicted model, not a curated record. The transcript has a single exon. Bases 101 to 2080 code for a protein of 659 amino acids. NCBI's taxonomy places the organism in Eukaryota, Fungi, Ascomycota, Dothideomycetes, Mycosphaerellales, Teratosphaeriaceae. Gene Ontology annotation, cellular component: membrane.